Messenger RNA from Salvelinus fontinalis (brook trout), 6733 nucleotides. RefSeq names its product TSC complex subunit 2 (gene tsc2). Gene Ontology annotation, biological process: regulation of cell cycle; negative regulation of Wnt signaling pathway; regulation of small GTPase mediated signal transduction. The transcript is spliced from 41 exons. The record is from RefSeq and is a predicted model, not a curated record. The coding region runs from base 61 to 6090 and encodes 2009 amino acids. Lineage: Eukaryota; Metazoa; Chordata; Actinopteri; Salmoniformes; Salmonidae. Gene Ontology annotation, cellular component: TSC1-TSC2 complex; cytoplasm; nucleus. Gene Ontology annotation, molecular function: GTPase activator activity.
AGUAGUACCAGUGUCCGCUGCCUGGUCCCUCCCCACAGGACCCCUCCUGGACCCCCAGCCAUGAACAAGCAGCCCAGUAAAGAGAGUCUGAAGGACAAGGUAAAGGGGAUAUUUGGUUUGGGAACCCCUCGACCCCCCAGCAAGCAGACCGAGAGCAAGCCCUCAGAGUUCAUCAUCACACUAGAUAUACUCAAGGACCUGCACCCUGACUGUGGCCUUAGCAACAGAAUCCGGGUUGCUAACCAUGUCUGUGACCUGGCCAAGGCCAAGAAGUUUGAGGAGCAUGCAGUGGAAGCCGUAUGGAAGGCGGUGGAGGACAUGCUGACUCCAGAACAACCACCUGAAGCUAGACAUGCUGUCCUGCUGCUCCUCAGAGCUAUCAUACAGGGACAGGGUGAGCGUCUGGGUCCUCUGCGGGCCUUCUUCUUCAAGGUGAUCAGAGACUACCAGCCAUCCAAUGAGGACCUGUCUGACAGGCUGGAGGUGUUCAAGGCCCUGACGGAGAACGGGAAGGACAUCACUUACCUGGAGGACGACAUAGCUGGGUUUGUCCUGCUGUGGAUGGACAUUGGUCUGACCGCUGACUUCCUCCACGUCCUGGUCAACCUGGUCAAGUUCAACAGCUGCUACCUCGACCAGAACGUAUCCGUCAUGGUCCAGAAGAUCUGUCUGCUGUGUAACCGGACAACAGCCUCUACAGACAUUGAGGUGGCUCUCCAGGUGCUGGAUGCGGUGGUGUGUUAUAACUGCCUCCCCUCUGACUCCCUCACCGUCUUCAUCAUCACUCUCUGUCGCACCGUCAACGUCAAGGAGUUCUGUGAGUCCUGCUGGAAGUUGAUGAGGAAGGUGUUGGGGACUCAUCUGGGCCAUAGUGCCAUAUACACCAUGUGCCGUAUCAUGGAGGAGAGGGCGUAUAUGGAGGAUUCUCCGUUGCUGAGGGGAGCAGUGUUCUUCGUAGGGAUGGCUCUAUGGGGGGCGCACCGUCUCCCAGCCUUAAAGAACACCCCUACCCUGGUCCUCCCAUCAUUCUAUAAGGCGAUGUGGUGUGCCAACGAGAUGGUGUCGUAUGAGAUCGUUCUGUCCAUCACCAGACUGAUAAAGAAGUACGGAAAGGAGCUCCAGGUGGUCACAUGGGACAUACUGCUGGGGAUCAUAGAGAAGUUACUACAGCAGAUUCAGUCGAUAGGCAGUGCAGAGCUGAAGUCCAUAGUGUAUGAGUUGCUGACUACAGUGGAGGAGCUCUAUGAGCAGAACGGCUUCCAUGGAUCAUCUGACAAGUUCUUCAGUCUGGUGGAGAAGUGUGCUGACAAAAGACCUGAUGCGUCGGUGCUGACUCUGAUAUCGUACCGGGCCCAGUCCAUCCAGCCAGCUAAAGACGGGUGGAUCCAGAGCCUACACCGCCUUAUGGAGAAGUUCUUCAGGAAUGAGAGUCGUAGUGUGAUCAGGAUCAAAGUGCUUCACAUCCUCUCCUUUGUCCUCAGCACCAACCGCCAGCUCUACGAGGAGGAGUUGAUCGAGGUGGUGGUGGUUCCUCAGCUCAGUGGGAUAGCAGAGGACAGAGACCUGGCUGUGAGGAGACAGGCUACCCAGCUACUGGUGGACCUGGCUGAGAGCUGUAGUACACACCACUUCACCAGCCUCCUGGACAUCAUCCAGAGGGUGGCGAGUCGUUCGCUGGUGUGCCCAGGGCCCCUGGAGGUGUCGGAGAGAGACCCCACGGCAGAAUCCCCCAUGGAGGAUGUCAGGACCGCUAUACAAGGCCUACUGGAGAUACUGCAGAGUAAGCUGUACAGCCUGCCAGCCAGCCACGCUAGUCGAGUGUACGAGCUGCUGAUCGGACACCUGCAGCUUCACUACAAGAACAAGUACAGCUCCGCUGUGGCCUGCAGCAUACGACUACAGGUGUUUGACUUCCUCCUGAUGAUGAGAACGGACUCCCUCCAUCGUCUGGGGUUCCUCAGUAAAGACGGGGUACUGAGGUUCAGUCCGUACUGCCACUGUGACAUGGGGGAGCCAGAGAAACGAGGGAGUGAGAAGAAGCCUGCAGGCUCAGUGUCUCCCCCUGCUGGCAGUCCUGCCCCUUCCUCCACCACUACUCCCUCCUCCUCCUCCUCCAUCCGUACAGCCUGCCUGCCCUACUCACCUGCCUUUAAUGUGCUGCUACAGUGCCUGAAGAUGGAGACAGACUGGAAGGUGUUGAAGCUGGUUCUAGACAAGAUGCCCUGGACCCUACAGUAUAAAGUCCUGCUGCUGUCCUCUCCCUGCAGCAUAGACCAGCUCUGUUCUACACUCUGUUCUAUGGUGACAGACCGUCUUAUCUCAGAGCGUCUGAAGAAGACUCCAGAUGGUUUCAGUCGUACUGAUGUCCAGCUGGCUGUAGUACCUGUUCUCACUGCUAUCACAUCAUACCACAACUACCUAGAACAGGCCAGACAGAGGGAGUUGGUCCAGUGUCUGGAGGCAGGGCUGAUAUACCGUUGUGCCAAGCAGUGUGUGGUUGCCCUGACAAUGUGCACCGUGGAGAUGCCUGACAUCAUGAUUAAACUCCUCCCCGCCCUCAUCGUCAAGCUGACGCACAUCUCGGCAACCGUCGCCAUGGCGUCGCCCAUGCUGGAAUUCCUGUCCACUCUGGUGCGGCUGCCACAUCUCUAUGCUUACUUUGUAGCAGAGCAGUACGUCAGUGUGUUUGCCAUCUCCCUGCCCUACACCAACCCCUCCAAGUUUAACCAGUACAUUGUGUCGUUGGCUCACCAUGUCAUCUCCAUGUGGUUUAUCCGCUGCAGACUCACCUUCAGAAAGGACUUUGUGCAGUACAUCACCAAGGGUCUGCGCUCUAAUGCUCUGAUGCCGUUUGAUGACAGCCAGGACACUCAGAGCAGCUUCCGUGCUCGCAGCACCAGCCUCAAUGAGAGGCCCAAGAGUCUACGGGCAGCCAAAAUGGCGAAGGCCCACCAGCAGCAGCAGCAGCAGCAGGCGUCAAUGGCAGCGGGCGUAGCGGCGAGUACCGGCUCUCCCGUUAAAGAGCUGAGAGAUCUGUCGGCCAUGGACGCCUUCCGCUCCCGAAGCAUCAGCGUCUCCGAGCACGCGGUGCGCAGGAUGCACACCUCCAGCACCACGUGUAGUCUGGGUUCUUCUGAUGAGAACACCGUGAGCCAGGCAGACGAUGGGUUAAAGACUGUCCACCUGGAGUUAACUGAGACCUGUCUGGACAUGAUGGCGAGAUACGUCUUCUCCAACUUCUCAGCUCUGCCCAAGAGGUCUCCUAUAGCAGAGUUCCUUCUGGCGGGGGGUCGCAGUAUGACCUGGCUGGUGGGUAACAAGCUGAUCACCAUAACGACCAGCGGUGGGGUCAGGAGCCAGGCCCUACUGGGAAUGGACAUGGCUGAGAGGCUGGGAGGAGGGGGAGAGAUGACCAGGUCAGACCCCUCCCUUCACACCCGUCAGACCAAAGAGGCUCCGGCCAAACUGGAGUCCCAGUCCAGUCAACAGCUCAACAGAGCCUCACGCAUCAGAGUACGAUCCAUGUCAGGUGGCCAUGCUCUCCGUGCAGGUCCAGCCCAGAGCCUCAGCCCCCUGGUCUCACCCUCUGAGGGGGGAGAGCUGUGUGGUGUCCCCCUCUCUCCCCCCUCCUCCUCCUCCGGCCCCUGUCUGGAUGGCCUGGGGCCCCCCUCUCCCUCCCCCUGUGCCCCCCCUAAGGACCCCCUCAAAGACAAGCCCAGCCUGGCAGAGUUCCUGCCCGUUCUGACCCAGGGAUGGGCUGAGAUCUUCAUACGCAGACCCUCAGGUAACACCAGCUGGUUGAUGUGUUUGGAGAACCCUCCCAGUCCCUUCUCCUCUGAGCUGGGUAACAUGCCUCUCCAGGAGCUGUCCUCUGUCCUCAUGGCCAUGGAGGGGGUCAAGGAGCCCCCCGCCCAGACCGCCAGCGCCCCCGCCAGCACAGCCACCCCUGCCCCGACCCCUGUAGCCCUUAACCCCCCUGGACCCAUCCAAGGGGGCAAGCCUGGACUCAUCCAGCGCUCUAACACAGUGGGCUCUCUCUCCUCUCUGGGUCUGUCCUUCGCCCCGUCCCCAGUUCCGGGACGGCUCCAACGGAGCAUUUCCUGGGCAGACUCUGUGUUAGUGCUAGAGGAGCGGACAGGGGUCAGGGGCCACGUAGACUACCCCUCUGAUUGGCCAGAGGCGGAGAAGUUUGAGGCCAUGCCCUCUGAACCCAUCUACAUCGCUGCUGACAAGUUCACCAAGGCCCUGCCCCCUAGAACACUCAGCAGGUCCUCCUCCAGUUCCAGCCAGGACGAUGAGAAGUCCACCCUGGAGGAGGUGAGUGAGGGGUUCAUCCCCAUCGACCAGCCCCCCCUGGCCCCCUCCACCCCGGGCAGCCAAGGCCCAGAGCUCCCUUUCCAGACCCAGGACCAGCCUGGGACACAGACCCUAAACAAGUCCAGCUCCUCCCCUGAGCUCCAGACCCUACCAGAGGCCUUCCCCAAGACCACAACAGGACCUGGGGCUGGAGUAGGAGAGGCACCCAGGGUUAGGUCACCCUCGGAGGGGAAGAGCCAGCCACAACAGCCCCCGGCGGAGAAAGAGAUAGAGAAGAUGGAGAGUGGAGGAGGAGGGGUGAACAGACAGAAUCAGAGUGGGGAUUCCACCCCAGUGACAGGGGCGUUGUCUGGGGCAUCGGGAGGAGGAGGAGGAGGAGUGAACAGACAGAAUCAGAGUGGGGAUUCCACCCCAGUGACAGGGGUGUUGUCUGGGGCAUCGGGAGGAGGAGGAGGAGGGGUGAACAGACAGAAUCAGAGUGGGGGUUCCACCCCAGUGACAGGGGCGUUGUCUGGGGCAUCGGGAGGAGGAGGAGGAGGGGUGAACAGACAGAAUCAGAGUGGGGGUUCCACCCCAGUGACAGGGGUGUUGUCUGGGGCAUCGGGAGGAGGAGGAGGAGGUUCCUCUUCCUCCCAGGGAGCCAGGAUGAGGUUGGAGUUCCCAGCGCCCCACCAGCCUGGGCCCCUCUCCCCCAGCGGAGGGCACCGUCCCAGGGGUCACACCAUCUCCGUGUCGGCCCCCUCCUCCAGGAGAGAGAGGAUAGGAGGAGACGCGUACCACACCACCCGGCCCGGACCCACCAGCACUGAGAAGACCAGUGGACUCAGUCCCAGUUUUGUGUUCCUUCAGCUCUACCACUCUCCCUUCUUUGGCAAUGAGGCCAACAAGCCUCUCCUGCUGCCCAAGUCUCAGCUGAUCGACAGAGCGGUGAAGGUUUUGGACCAGAUGCCUCCGUAUGAUACCCAUAAGAUUGGAGUGGUGUUUGUAGGAGCUGGACAGGUAUUCAACGAGGUGUCCAUCCUGUCCAAUGAGUAUGGUUCUAACCGCUACGCUGGCUUCCUGACAGGCCUGGGGAAGCUGAUCCACCUGAAGGACUGUGAUCCAGACCAGAUCUUCCUGGGGGGUCUAGACCAGUAUGGAGAUGACGGGGAGUUUACCUACUGCUGGCACGAUGACAUCAUGCAGGCCAUCUUCCACAUAGCCACCCUGAUGCCUAACAGAGACAGUGAUAAGGGCUGCUGUAACAAGAAGAGACACAUCGGAAACGACUUUGUUAUGGUGGUUUACAACGACUCAGGAGAGGAGUACAAACUGGGGACCAUCAAGGGUCAGUUUAACUUUGUUGAGGUGAUCAUUAAGCCUCUGGACUAUGGAAGUAACCUGGUCACCCUGCAGUGCAAGAAAGACCUGGAGGGUCUAGUUGAUACCAGUGUAGUGAAGAUAGUCUCAGACCAGAACCUUCCAUUGCUGGUACGACAGAUGGCCCUACACGCUAACAUGGCAUCUCUGGUCCACCAGUACAGAGCAAACCCUUCUGAUGCUUACGCCUCCAAGUGGCUGGCCAGACUACGACACAUCAAGAGACUCAGGACAAGGGCCCAGGAGGAGAUCCAGUCUCGUCCCACCCCUGGUAUCUCUCUGACCCAGAGCCACUCCUCCCAGACCAAACAGUCCUCCUACCAGCAGGUCGGCGGUGGAGGCUCCAACACGGACUCCUCCGGACAGAGGAAGAGACUGGUCUCCACCGUGGACGACUUCACCGACUUCGUCUGAGCCUUGAGGACGCGUGCCCAAUGUCUAUACUAGUAUACUACUUCGGGUCAAAUGGCACCCUACUCCCUAUAUAGUGUGCUACUGUUGACCAGAGUCAUAUGGACCAUGGUCAACAGUAGUGCACUAUAUAGGGAAUAGGGAGCCAUUUCACACACAGUAUGCAUCUCCAAUACAUUGGUUUCAUGCUAUGUAGUAUGCUAGUAUGGAUAUUGUAACGGAGUGAUAUUUCUGAUACUGUUUCUGGUACCCCUGCUCAAGGCAGACGUUGCCUCCCUCACCACAGAUCUAGGAUCAGGUUAUCCGAGUGGUUCUAAUGUCGACUAGCAGGAGGAUAAUAGAAUACCUGAUCCUAGAUCUGUGUUUAGUCAGGGACAACAUUGACCUGCUUUCGCUCUUUCUCUCUCACACACACACCUGUUGAAUAACUUCCUGCUUUCUACCGAUAUGAUUUGACGAUUCUCUCCCAAGUAUUUGUCUUGACGGCACAAGCUGAUGUGGCUUUUAAUCCACCUGCUGCCAUGAACUAGUUGUGAUGGAGAUGACAGGUACAGAAGGUGCUGCCUAACUAACGCUGCGUCCCUAUUGUCUUUAAUACACUGUGUCUGACCAGGGCACGUGGGCUCUGUCUAAAGUAGUGCACUAU